CAAUAUGGCUCUAGUCUCUAAUCAAGAACUCAAAGAAGAAAUCAAAAUUCUUAUUGAUCAAUUGCCAAAAGAAGAAGAAGAUGAAGAAGAAUUUUUUGAGAUAGAUUUGGAAUUAGUGAAUAAUUAUUUUUCAACACCCAAUAAUUAUAAUUGGGAAAGCUAUUUUAGAGCAACAACAACUAGUACUUGUACUCUUCUAGCUAAUUGUUUGUUGCCUAUAGCUGAUGUUUCAUGUGCUAUUCCUAUCACAACUAAAGCUUGUGAUGCCUUCAUUUCAUUACCACCAAGUGGUGAUUCACCAUUUUCAAGAUUUUAAGUUUAUGAAUUAUGAGUUCUAAAACAUAGACGUAUUUACUUGGUUCUUAAUGAGUGAUUUAUGUGUAUUGAGUGAAUCGUAAUACAAAAUAUUGAAU
Messenger RNA from Solanum stenotomum, 413 nucleotides. RefSeq lists its product as uncharacterized. Lineage: Eukaryota; Viridiplantae; Streptophyta; Magnoliopsida; Solanales; Solanaceae. The record is from RefSeq and is a predicted model, not a curated record. Bases 5 to 316 code for a protein of 103 amino acids. The transcript has a single exon.